CAUUGUUCAGCUUCCAAGUCGAGUGACCGAGUUCAGGGUGGUCCAACCGAGGUUGCGAAGGAUGGCUCCGUUGUUCCCCAUUCUGAGCGCCAAGGACCUAGUGAAGAGAUUUGAAUGCAUCCACAAGUUGACCGAAGAUGACAUUCUGCGACCUACGGCCGAUGUCAUGUGGCAAGCAUAUGAGGCGAUUGUCGCUUUCGCGUUGCCAAGGAAGAGGAACCAAUUUGUGGACAACGCGUUUGCGAGAUCAUGCACUGACGCACCAGAGACGUAUCACGAGUCAAUAGGAAUCAUCCGUCUAUUUCAAUCAGUUUCACGUAUCCUGUCAGCUGCGGAUUCAUCAUGGUUCACAAUGCGAGACUUGUUAAAGCCAAAUUCAGGCCGAACAAUCCGUGCGCUCUCCGCUUUUGCAAACUUCUAUAUGUUCAUUGAACAGUAUUCGGGUGCUCUGGAAGAAACUGUUUAUGCGAACCGCGAGAUUACGGAGACUAAACAGAGGCUUGAGGAUAAAAUAGCUGAGGUGAACACGGAAACUGCAUCACAGGAUGAACAGAAUAAGGAAGAUGAAAACGAAGCAGAAUGCUUUAAGGCGGAAAUGGAUGCUCUCCAAAAGAAGAUCCAAGCAGCAACCAAGCAGCAAUACAAAGUUAUGGAAUCUGUAUCGACCAAGCAGGAGCAGCUGAAGGAACUGAAUGCCGAGAUAUUGGCAGAGAAGGGCAGGGCUGUUAAUGCCAAGGCAGAAGCACAGGUUCUUCAGCAUCAGAUUGCCCAGUCCCCUACGAUGUUGGAGGCGGCGCUUAAACGAGUUGAAGAAGAUAUUGAGCAACAAACCGAAUUGAAGAAGGAAGAAGCUGAAAAUGCAGUGAUUUUUCGCCAUAAAUUGGUGAUGUCGCAAAACGUCCUUGAGGCGAUCAAGCGUCGGGACGAGACAAUGGAGCUGGCUGUAAUUGCUGCUGAUCGAUGUAGCAACCUGAAAUCGGAUAUCCAAUCCAGGAGGUAUGCCAUCGAGAAGCUGAAGCAACGAAGGGAGACUCUGAGAAGGAAGGCGGAACGGAUUCCCCUAGAAGAUGCCAUUCGAGCAAAGAAACACGAGGCAUGGAACAAGCAGCUAGAGGAACUGCAGACUGCCCUGGAGUUCGCUAAAAGAGACAAGGAAGCUAUGCACAAGGAACUGCUGCAUGGGGAGUCAUCCUUUUUCGAGGGAAGAAUGAAGCUCCAGAGAGAGAUUCAAGAAAAGGGUGUCCAGGACGGCCAACGACGACAGCUGUAUGAGGAGAGAAAGAGCCAUCAUGGGCGGUCGGCUAUGGAACUUUUUUCAAUGGCACGAAGCUACAUGCGAAGGGCAAGGGAAGAAAUGGGGAUUUCUACAGUAAACGGUGGUGAUGGAUGAGGGAUGAGGGGGUGUGUGAUGCUCGUGUUCUGUAAGCGGGGACCCCGAGACGAUUGUGUAGUCCAAACUACUGGUUGGCGAUGGAUCUGCAUAUUGGUAAAUAAUGGUUAUGCUCAAAA
Molecule: messenger RNA, 1509 nt
Organism: Closterium sp. NIES-67
Lineage: Eukaryota; Viridiplantae; Streptophyta; Zygnematophyceae; Desmidiales; Closteriaceae
Source: the annotation of a GenBank genome assembly